Messenger RNA from Equus caballus (horse), 3860 nucleotides. RefSeq names its product CASP8 and FADD like apoptosis regulator (gene CFLAR). Gene Ontology annotation, biological process: proteolysis; regulation of apoptotic process. NCBI's taxonomy places the organism in Eukaryota, Metazoa, Chordata, Mammalia, Perissodactyla, Equidae. The record is from RefSeq and is a predicted model, not a curated record. Gene Ontology annotation, molecular function: cysteine-type endopeptidase activity; protein binding.
CCGCUCCCGGGAGUCUGGAACGGCAAAGGGGUUGGGCGGGGAGUGGCAGGCAGGUUUUUGAGUGGCAGACGGUCUGGGGGAGGCUGGGGCGCGCGCGGCCGGCCCCCAGUAAUUCCCCGGGCACCACCUGGCCCUUAGCCCCCACGGGGGAGAGUUUACUGCCCGGAGAGACGCGCCUGUGCCCUGUGGGGGGCGGGGACGGAGGGUUCUGGAGCCUGAAGCCGCCUGUGGGCGGGCGGCCUGGAGGAGGAGGAGUGCAGGGGCUCAGCUGGCAGAGGUUCACGGACGCCAGCUGGGAGGCGGCCUCGUGAUGCUCGGCGCGUCGGGAGUGUUUCUACCUCCCCAGUCCCGGAGCCGCAGGUCCGAGCGUGUCCGGCCAGGUGGGCGCCGUCCCGGCCGGGCCCUGCCGGGGCGUGAGUAGUCCGAGAGCUCGGGCCGCCCCUCUCCUCCACCCGCGCCCUGGGCUCGGGGGGCCCGCGGAGGAAGACUAGGGGGCCCACUUUCAGCCCUGCGGCCCUGCAGCCUCCUGUGGACUCAGCGCACAGCACUCGGAGUUGCCAGGCGUGUCGCUUUUUAAACCUCAGGGGUGGACUCCGGAUGCCUGUGUCUUCCUUCUAGGGCUCCAAAGGCUAAUUAACCCGUGGUUAUGGACUGAAAUGCCUCCUUUCCUUUAAUUCAGUAAAAUCCUGCCAAUAUUUAUUGAGCUCCUGUGGGCCAGGCGCAGUUCUGCGUGCUGGGGCCAGAGAGGCGGAGCUGAAGUUUCUUCGCCCAGAAGCCCACAGAGUGGUUGGGGGAGACCGAACCAAGCUGCCUACCCAGGGAACUUGGAUUCAGGGCAGCUGGACAAGGGCCACUGAGGGGCUGGAACUGGAGGAGGUCGGUUGGGCCAGGUUGGGGAUGUAAUGACACGUCAGAGGGCAGCGUGUAGGCACUCGGGCUUGCCUUACCGUAAAUCAAUGAGAACUCUCCCAUUGGAAAGGAUUCUGAAAGAAAUGAAGAAAGCUAUCAGAAAUGAAGUCAGUAGCCUCAAGGCCUUCUGUUGACGGGACUGGCUUUUUCCUGCUGCCGUUCCUUGGAGAGACGCUGUUCAGGAUGUCUGCUGAGGUCAUCCAUCAGGUUGAAGAGGCACUUGAUGAAGACGAGAAGGAGAUGCUUCUAUUUUUGUGCCGGGACGUUGCUGCAGAUGUGGCUCCACUUAACGUCAGGGAUCUUCUGGAUAUUUUAAGAGAGAGAGGAAACCUGUCUUCUGGGGGCUUGGCUGAGCUGCUCUACAGAGUGAGGCGGUUUGACUUGCUCAAGCGCAUCUUGAAGAUGGACAAAACGGCAGUAGAGGCACACCUGCGCAGGCACCCUCGGCUUGUAUCGGACUAUAGGGUGCUGAUGACGGAGAUUGGGGAGGAUUUGGAUAAAUCUGAUGUGUCCUCAUUAAUUUUCCUCAUGAGGGAUUAUAUGGGCCGAAGCAAGAUAGCCAAGGACAAGAGUUUCUUGGAUCUUGUGAUUGAAUUGGAGAAACUAAAUCUGCUUGCUCCAGAUCAGUUGGAUUUAUUAGAAAAAUGCCUAAAGAACAUCCACAGAAUAGACCUGAAGACAAAAAUCCAGAAAUACAGGCAGUCUGCUAUAGCUCCAGGAACGGGAACAAGUUAUGUAAAUGCUCUCCAGGCAUCUCUUCCAAACUUAAGUCUUAAGGAUCCUUCAUAUAACUUAAGGCUCCAGAAUGGGAGAAGUAAGGAACAGAGACUCAUUGUGGAACAACUUGACACUCAAAAACCAGUGAAGACAUCUGUUCAGGAAUCAGGAGCAUUUUUGCCUCAGCACAUACCAGAACAGAGAUACAAGAUGCAGAGCAAGCCUCUAGGAAUCUGCCUGAUAAUUGACUGCAUCGGCAAUGACACGGGGAUUCUUCGGGACACCUUCACCUCCCUGGGCUAUGAAGUCCAGUCUUUCUUGUAUCUGAGCGUGGACGAUAUAAGGCAGAAUCUUAAGAAAGUUGCCUGCAUGCCCCAGCACCAAGACUACGACAGCUUCGUGUGUGUCCUGGUGAGCCGAGGGGACUCCCAGAGCGUUUUUGGCGUGGAUCCGACGCACUCAGGGUUCCCCUUGGACCAGAUCAGGAGGAUGUUCAUGGCAGAUUCAUGCCCUUCUCUGUUAGGGAAGCCAAAGCUCUUUUUUAUUCAGAAUUAUGUGGUGUCAGAGAGCCAGCUGGAGGACAGCAGUGUCCUGGAGGUGGACGGGCCAGUGGUGAACCAUGUGGAGUCCAGGGCAAGACCACCUGAGCCCUGCACGCUUCACCGAGAGGCUGACUUCCUCUGGAGCCUGUGCCGAGCCAACGUGUCCCUGCUGGAGCGGCCCACCAGCUCCCCGUCGGUGUACCUGCAGUGCCUCUCCCAGAAACUGUGGCAAGAGAGAAGACGCCCCAUCCUGGAACUGCACAUUGACCUCCACCGCUACGUGUAUGACUGGAACAGCACAGUGUCUGCUAAGGAGAGGUACUCCGUCUGUCUGCAGCACACCCUGAGAAAGAAGCUCAUCUUCUUCUGCAAAUGAAAAGAUCAACACCCGGCUUAUCCCUGCAGUCUCCCUCCAUCACUAACCAGGGCAGAGUUUCCAAGCGAGUGUGUGUGUGAUGUAGGUGAGGUGAGGUCCUGGCCGUGCUGAGGCGACCUGUGAGGAGUCACAGGUUGACGGGAAGUCGUGCUUGAACUAUAGCUUCUGAGGUGAAGGUCGUGGCCUCUGUGUUGGGCCAGGUCAGUGUUGGGAAGGAAAUGUCUUUGAGACUUUAGAAACCAGUUACUGGUUGACUUGGGCAUUUCUGGAGUAUGUUGCCUUCCAUGGUAACAAUCAAGUAACCGAGGGCUAAGAAAGAAGCAGUUCGAGUGCUUGCAGUCAAAGAGUUAAUUAGCCCGUGGCCAUCCGUACUCCAUGUAGAAAGUAAAAUCAGCUAUGACCUGAAAGGAGACCCUUGUUUAAAAUAUCUCUUGAAGGUCUUUAUUUUUUAAUUUAUUUAUUCUUAUGUUGAUUUUAAGUGGAGUGUGUCUGUGUGUGUAUGUUUAUGUAUGUUUUGUCAUGGUCAUUCAGCAAAGGUUCCAAAGCAUGGAAAGAACAAUUUUAUGGCUAUUCAUAAGCACUUAUUUCUACUCUGGAAGUUCUUUUGCCGUCCUUGUGUUAAUGAGUGUGGGACUCCUGAGAGUGUCUGAAUUUCAUGUUGCUGAGGGGCACCAGCAGGAAUAAUGUCUGUGCCUGGACUCAUGAACCAGAAUCUCAUAGUAAUUAUUACAGAGGAAAACUGUUUGACAGGGUUCUGCACACUUUUGUCACUUGUCUUUGGGCUACAUUAUUUUUGUUGACACCAACCAUCAGUCACUCCCCAAGUCCCAAAGAGAAGAUGCUAAGUGUUUGCUUGUGGGUUUGGCUCCCUGGCAAGGGGUGUGGGGUGGAGUAAAGAAGGAUUGGGAUUCCAGGCUCGGGCUGACCAACGGGAGGAAUGAGGCCUUGGCUUCCCUUGGCCACUUCACAGAGCCUCACAGAGAGUGAGGUGAGAGAGCCUUACAGUCAUACCUGGAGAGGCUCUGUGGUGGCCUUGGGGAUGCCAUGCGAGCGUCACUAUUGUUAUCACACCACACUAUAAUGAGGGAGUUAUUUUGGAAAUGGUGAACCAAACCUUGAACAGCUGGUAGGAUUUUGGCAGGUUGAGAUGGAGCACAGAGUAUGUUGUAGGAGAGGAAGCAAGUCAAGUGGAGGGACAGACGGGAAAUGCGAGGCAUGUUUCAGAAACCUGGAGCAGAAAGUAUGUUGUAGGAGAGGAAGCAAGUCAAGUGGAGGCACAGACGGGAAAUGCGAGGCAUGUUUCAGAAACCUGGAGC